UGCUGAUGUUUAUCAAGGGAAAUAUCAUAAUCUAAAAUUAUUAUUUGCUGAUAUUUUGUGUGUGAGUCCCUAACCUCACUUCUCUACCCAGUGGUGUAAAUUAGUGUGUCAACACCGCACUAAUGUGAGGUUAGGUUUGUUUACCGAGUUGUCAUUUGUGACUUUGACAAGUCCUAAACCAGCAUCCAAUUGAAAAAAUAACGUUUUUUUCAUUUUUCUGCUUUAUAUAGUUUUUUUUAUACUCUAAAGAGAUUUGGCGCCAUGAGCGAAUUUAUCGACAUUCCCAAGACCCCGGAAAAGGGUUUAAAUCAUGAUGAUAGCGAGUGCAACGACGAAGACCCUCCGGCUAGUCCAAAAUUUACUCCCGUAAUUGAAUUACCCGAGGUCGAAGUUCCUACUCACGAAGAGGAUGAAGUGGAAUUUUUGAAAAUAAGAGCCAAGCUCUAUAGGUUCGAUAGCAGUACCGAUCCUCCAGAAUGGAAGGAAAGAGGAACAGGCGAACUAAAAAUGCUCAAACACAAAGAAAAAAGCUCAUUCCGAAUAGUAAUGCGCCGAGAUAAAACUUUAAAGGUUUGUGCCAAUCAUUUUAUCACCCCUAUGAUCGAACUGAAGCCCAGUCUAACGAAUGAACGAGCAUUUGUUUAUACAGUCCUAGUAGAUUUCGCCGAUGAGAAAACCAGAUCCGAAUGUUUCGCCGUAAAAUUUGCCAAUAUAGAAAAUGCCGACAUGUUCAGAGACAAGUUUGAAGAAGCGAAAAAAAUUUUGUUGACCGAUUGUGAACUUUAUAACGGAACUGUGGACAAGCAGAUCGAAAAUGAACUGAAGAAAAUUUUAGAUGAAAAUGACCAGGCUAAUGAAAUAUCUGAGAAGUUGUCUGAAUUAGACGUGAAUACGGAGGAAAAGGAUGACGCAAAGAAAGAAUAGUUUAGGUUAUGUUAAAUGAUAAAUAAACAUAUUCGCAUAUAGUGGUGUGCUUGCAUUUGGUAUUUUUAUAAUGAGCUUUGGUGUAUGUAUGAGACAUUUAUGAUCUUUUUGGCAGCUUUUUAUAUGCAUUCCCAUGGUUUUAUAUUUUUGUAAAAAAAAAACAACUAAUAAUAAAUCGAAUGUUCUUAAUGUACAUUAGUUAAUAAAACUUAUUUUGUAUAAAG
Messenger RNA from Anthonomus grandis grandis, 1148 nucleotides. Its product is annotated as ran-specific GTPase-activating protein-like. Gene Ontology annotation, molecular function: GTPase activator activity. Gene Ontology annotation, biological process: nucleocytoplasmic transport. The record is from RefSeq and is a predicted model, not a curated record. Lineage: Eukaryota; Metazoa; Arthropoda; Insecta; Coleoptera; Curculionidae. Gene Ontology annotation, cellular component: nuclear pore; cytoplasm. Bases 262 to 924 code for a protein of 220 amino acids. The transcript is spliced from 4 exons.